Molecule: messenger RNA, 8594 nt
Organism: Equus caballus (horse)
Lineage: Eukaryota; Metazoa; Chordata; Mammalia; Perissodactyla; Equidae
Source: RefSeq, a predicted model, not a curated record
UAAUCUUCCUCAAAAAGAAAAAAAACAGUAAACACCUUUAAAAAACAUUUCAGUUCUGCAUGGCCAAGAUUCCCACUUCUACCUCUUGUCCAGAAAGAACAAUAAUUCCCAUCUACCUGCUUUGCAGCCUGAAAGAAUGUUCAUGGAGCAGUUGGAACAUCUCCAAGGAAAGGCCAACUUAAUAUAAAGUGAGAUUUUGUUACUAAUGGGUGAGAUUCUCACCUUCAGAGAGUCUAUGAAUUUUUUUCUGCAAAUAAUGCAGGAAAAAGGGAAAAGCAAGGCAGCUCUGGAAAUGUAACAUGUAUGAAAUUAAACUGGUUAUAAAGUCAACCCAACAUCUUAGGUUCUUUUCCUCUUACCAGAUUGAUGUGAAAAUCCUGGAAAGAUUUUCCAAGAGCAAGUUCUGUGCUGAGAAGUGGCUUUUUAAUGAAUUGCUGCAUUAAAGGAUGGAAAGGUCCGUUACAGACAUGUGGUCUCUGUCUCUGAUUUCAGAGAAUUGGUAGUGAAAUUUAUACUCUCAGUGCACAGAAGCUGCUCUAGGUGAAAGUAGUGGCCAGCGGAUGCUGAGCUGAGGAUGGAGUUCCAGUGCGAGAAUUGAGAGCAGCCCCAGGGCUGAGGAAUUUCACUUUAUUCACAUCAAAAGAGGAACCUGAGGGUUCCACUGACCAACAUACACAUAAGUCAUGAAUUUUUUUUACACGCAUGAUUGGCGGUAGAAGACAUUAUAGCCAUGGAGUAAAGAUCUGAUAAGGUUCUGUUGGGGUGAGUGGUAGCUUGCGGCUUUGUCUGUAUGAUGCACGUGGUACUUGGCAGAGAGGCCUUCCCACCCUGCUGCAUUGGGAAUAGUGCAGCAGCCUCUCUUCCCAGCACCAUAAUCUUAGGUGAGAGAUGAGCUGAUUCUCUAUAUUAAUAACACUUAGCUCGUUGCUUCAUACAGAGAUCCUUGAACCAGAGGUCCUCACCUCCAGUACUUCCAUAAACUUUCUUCUCUUUUAACUGCUUUUGUUGAAAUGUCUUGUAUUUUAAAAUGUCUUGCAUUCUUUCUUAUUAAACAGGGGCACUGAGCAUAAUUUCAUCUUUUAGGGGGAAGACUUACCAUUGUUUUGGACAUAGAUUAAUGAACUGUGCUGAAUUCUAGAGAAAGCCCCAGUGGCUUGUACGUGGUAUGUGGGAAUAUCUGCCCUAGAUUGGCACCAGACUAUCAACUUUCCAUUUCCGACAUCUGCUUUUUAAUAUUCUGACACUCUUUUCCCUGCUAAUUGCUGGUUUUUACCACUAUCAGAGUCUCCAGUGUUUCUUGUUCCACAGCACUCUGAGCUGGAAAACAAGAUGAUUUGGCUUGUUAGACUUGUAGGCAAAGUAAGAAUCUGUGAGCUUUGAGUGAGGAACGCUGAGGGCUAGGACUUCUGGAGGGGAAUAGAGUUCAUGGAUGGACCUACCGACAGUUACUUUGGACACCCAGCAACCUUUGCCACUGAUGUUUUAAUCAGGCCUAAUGUCUGCUUGGAAAUUCUUUGUCUGAGACUCGCAAGACAAAGUAAGCUACUUCUUACAGUUAGAAUCCCUGACCAAAAUGAAAGCACAUCCUUAGUUUGACCAGAACAACAGUAACAAUAAGGCUAAUGUCAGAGCCCUGUGAUUUUGGUGGUAGCUUAGCCAUCUAAUAUGUGUAAAUUGUACUUUGAUGCUGUUUCUUUUCUUGGGAGAAGCAGUGUUACCUCAUUGUAAUGCCCACAGUACACUGACUUCUAGAGGUCAGAGAAAGUGGCAAAAGCCAUUGGGGGAGAGGACAGGGUGGGAGCGACGCCUUGGGCAUGGGAGGAGAACUCAGCUGAAAGAGUGACUGAUCACCUGCUGGGAGCUGGGCCGUGCUCUGGUGCUAUACGGGGCAGUAAGCGCUAAUAACUUUCAUCUGGCUUGGAGACACACAGAUGUGUUUAUUAUAAUGCAAUGUGUGGUGUGAUAGCCACUGUACAGAUGCCACAGUGCCCUGAGGGUGAGGCCCCAGAAGGUGAGGCAGUGACUCCAGCCCAGCCUUGGGUCCUUGAGUCCCUAGGAUGAAGGUGGGGCAGGGGAGUCCUGUGGGCUAUCACAAGAUGUCCUCAGGUCCAUCUGCACUCAAGCAUGAUUGCAAAGCUUACAAACACACGCCUUGCACGUAUUCUUUAACGAUUUGUCAAAUGUGUGGAGGACAUGCUGUUAUAAAAUAAUCGUUUGAAAGCGUUAAUGAACUCAAAACAGGGUUUCUUUUUGUUUUCUUUUGUCAUUGUAUAUUUUCUCAGUUGCUGGCUAUUGGAAGGACAACCACCAUGGUGUAGGGGACCUCAGGCUUUUAAAAAUCUUUUGUGAAACCUAAGGGAGAAGGUGUGGACAGGCUGGGUUAGGAGGAUGUGAAUGAAGGUGGAGAACCACCUGGGCAGCAGAGGGGCAGGAAGAGAAGCUCUGAUGAGUAACUGUUGGCUUUGGUGAUCGGGAGGCCACAAUGACUGUUUCCCUGACUCUGCUGUAAAGGCAGAAGACAGGUUGCAGUAGCAUGAGGAGACAUCACGCGGAGGAGGAGAGACAGCAGGUGUUCACUGUUCUGGGGGGAAGUUCAUAACGGAAGGAGAAAGUGAAAAAAGGAAGGUUUUUAGAUGAGAGAGACUUGAGCCUAUUUCUAGGCCUCAGGGGAAGGAGCUGGUGGCUGGAAGAGGCUGAUGGUGCAGAAGAGAGGGGCUGUGAGCUGUGAAGGCUGUGCAUCCUGUGUCUCCUUCUGUUGGUGAUAUGCUUACCCAAGAGUCAAGCCCCUGCCUCUCCGGGGAGAGUCAUCAGCAAAUUUAUAUGGGUGAAGUCAAAGUCCUAGCUUUUUCUUGUGCGUUCCUCUUUCUUUGGGAAUUUUCAGCUGUUUAUUAAUCAUUCCUCAAAAUCUAAACCUUGGCAAACUGUAUCAAUACCUGUAUAUUCCAGAUUCUAGUUUACAAAGCACUUGGACAUAGUUUGUUUCAUUUGCGCCCCCAGGAGCCCUAGCCUUGCACUCAGUGGAAUCACAUGGGGCUUCUUAGAAAUGCAGACUCCCAGGCCCUUCUCCCCUUGGCCUACUGAACCAGAAUCUCCGUUUUCAUAAGAUCCCCACAGCGUGAAAAGGCACAUUAAAGUUUGAGAAGCAUUGCCCUAGAGCAGGGGUUCUAAAGUGUGGUCCCUGGACUAGCACCAGCAUCACCUGAAACUUGUUAGAAGAAAAGCCAUGGGCCCCACACCAUCCCAACUGGAUGUGGUUCUCAACCUUCACUCCAUCAGCAGCACCUGGAGGCUGUUAGAACACUCCUUUGUGGGCGCCAUUCUGAGAGUUUCUGAUUCUAUUUGCAUUUCUGGUGAGUUCCCCAGGGAUGCUGCCCUCGAUGGUGAGGAAUCAGCUGCUCUGGAGGACUGUCUGUAUACACACGUACAUGUAGAGUAUACUGGUGCAGUGCUUCCGACGCUUCCCCCUGGGGAGAUUGAGGCCAGGGUGCCAGGGUCCAGCUGAUGCCAGCAAAUACCUCCUAACCUCGGAUUCUUGGAGAUUCAGAAUAUGAACAACAUCAUCUCUUUCCCUCUGGACAGUUUGCUGAAGGGGGACCUAAAAGGAGUGAAAGGGGAUCUGAAAAAGCCUUUUGAUAAAGCUUGGAAGGACUAUGAAACAAAAAUAACCAAAAUAGAAAAGGAGAAAAAGGAACAUGCCAAGCUCCACGGGAUGAUCCGUACUGAAAUCAGUGGGGCUGAAAUUGCUGAAGAGAUGGAAAAGGAGCGGCGGUUAUUCCAGCUACAGAUGUGUGAGUAUCUGCUGAAGGUCAAUGAAAUUAAGAUUAAAAAGGGAGUGGAUUUACUUCAGAAUCUGAUCAAAUAUUUUCAUGCCCAAUGCAAUUUUUUCCAGGAUGGACUGAAAGCGGUUGAAAGCCUCAAACCUUCCAUUGAAACACUUUCAACAGAUCUGCACACAAUCAAACAGGCCCAGGAUGAAGAAAGAAGGCAGCUGAUACAGCUUCGAGAUAUUUUGAAAUCGGCAUUGCAGGUUGAACAGAAAGAGUCUAGGAGAGAUUUACAAAUUCGCCAGAGUACAGCCUAUAGCUUACAUCAGCCUCAGGGAAACAAAGAACACGGAACCGAGCGGAAUGGCAACCUCUACAAGAAGAGCGAUGGGAUCCGAAAAGUGUGGCAGAAAAGGAAAUGUUCUGUUAAAAAUGGCUUUCUGACCAUCUCCCAUGGCACGGCUAACCGGCCUCCUGCAAAGCUCAACCUAUUAACCUGCCAAGUGAAGACCAACCCUGAGGAGAAAAAGUGCUUUGACCUUAUUUCACAUGACAGGACGUACCACUUCCAAGCUGAAGACGAACAGGAAUGUCACAUAUGGAUGUCUGUGCUGCAAAACAGCAAAGAAGAAGCUUUAAACAAUGCAUUUAAGGGAGACGACAAUACUGGAGAAAAUAACAUAGUCCAAGAACUGACCAAGGAGAUCAUCUCUGAAGUCCAGAGGAUGACGGGCAAUGACGUGUGUUGCGACUGCGGGGCGCCAGAUCCUACAUGGCUUUCCACCAAUCUGGGCAUUCUGACCUGCAUCGAGUGUUCUGGAAUCCACCGAGAGCUGGGGGUUCACUACUCCAGGAUGCAGUCCCUGACGUUAGAUGUAUUGGGAACAUCUGAGCUGCUGCUUGCCAAGAAUAUUGGGAAUGCAGGCUUUAAUGAGAUCAUGGAGUGUUGCCUUCCAGCUGAGGACUCGGUCAAACCCAGCCCAGGCAGCGACAUGAAUGCAAGAAAGGACUACAUCACUGCCAAGUACAUUGAGAGGAAAUAUGCAAGGAAAAAACACGCGGAUAACACGGCAAAACUCCACAGCCUUUGUGAAGCCGUCAAAACAAGAGAUAUUUUUGGAUUACUCCAAGCAUACGCUGAUGGUGUGGAUCUUACGGAAAAAAUCCCACUGGCCAAUGGACAUGAGCCAGAUGAAACAGCCCUGCAUCUUGCAGUCAGAUCCGUAGACCGGACUUCUCUUCACAUUGUAGACUUUUUAGUUCAGAACAGUGGGAACCUGGAUAAACAGACAGGGAAAGGCAGCACGGCCCUGCACUACUGCUGUCUGACGGACAACGCUGAAUGCCUCAAGCUCCUGCUGCGGGGGAAGGCGUCUAUCGAGAUCGCUAACGAGUCAGGAGAGACACCGCUGGACAUCGCCAAGCGCCUCAGGCAUGAGCACUGUGAGGAGCUGCUCACCCAAGCCUUAUCAGGAAGGUUUAACUCUCAUGUGCAUGUUGAAUAUGAAUGGCGGUUGCUCCAUGAAGACCUGGAUGAAAGCGAUGACGACAUGGAUGAGAAAUUGCAGCCCAGUCCCAGUCGGCGAGAAGACCGGCCCAUCAGCUUCUACCAGCUGGGGUCCAACCAGCUGCAGUCUAAUGCUGCCUCUUUGGCCAGAGACGCCGCCAGCCUGGCCAAGGACAAGCAGAGGAGCUUUGCGCCCAGCAUCUUGCAGAACGAGACAUAUGGAGCCAUCCUGAGCGGCAGCCCACCGCCCACCCAGCCUGCAGCCCCCAGCACCGCCAGUGCACCCCCACUUCCCCCGCGGAACAUUGCCAAAGUUCAGACAGCCUCCUCAGCUAACGCCUUGUGGAAGACAAACUCUGUAAGUGUGGACGGUGUAAGCAGGCAGCGAUCUUCGUCAGAUCCGCCAGCUGUCCACCCACCGCUGCCCCCUCUUCGCGUGACAUCUACCAAUCCCCUGGCUCCCACGCCACCACCCCCAGUAGCAAAAACGCCCAGUGUGAUCGAAGCCUUGAGCCAGCAGAGCAAGCCGCCCCCAUCUGGGGGCCCACUGAGCAAAGCGCCCCCGCCCCUGCCGCCCCAGCCGCCCAGCCGCCCCCCUCAGAAGAGGCCUGCUCCUGGGGCUGACAAGUCUACCACACUGACCAACAAAGGCCAGCCAAGAGGACCCGCAGUGGAUCUGUCUGCAACGGAAGCUCUGGGUCCUCUGUCCAACACCAUGGCCAUGCAGCCCCCAGCGCCCAUGCCCAGGAAGUCACAGACGACCAAGUUGAAGCCCAAGCGGGUCAAAGCCCUCUAUAACUGCGUGGCUGACAACCCAGACGAGUUGACCUUCUCUGAGGGGGAUGUGAUCAUCGUGGAUGGGGAGGAGGACCAAGAGUGGUGGAUUGGCCACAUUGAUGGAGAUCCUAGUCGCAAAGGAGCAUUUCCCGUAUCAUUUGUGCACUUUAUUGUUGACUAAAUUGCUACUGAACAAAAACACUUCUUUUAGCAAUUUUUCUGUUCCUGUUUCAUUAUUGGUACCAAAACUCUUGCCAGAUAACCAGUUUCAUGAAUUGUAUUGUCCGGUAGCCCCACUUUCUCUAAUGCCACUGUUCUGUUUUAAAAACUCAAAGGCGUUUUAUAUAUAUAAAUGGAUUGUUUUUAUAAUUUGUGGUUUUCAUGAAACAUUGCUAUCCUUUUAGUGGGAAAACUGAAUUUCCUAAAAGGUGAACUGAAAAGUUAUUUUAACUACAUAAUCAAGAUCCUGAAUCUACAGAAUUAGCUGAACCAAAAAAUGUUUGAGAAAGAAAGAAAUUCUUCCUGCUUUCCUUGGCUCAUUUCUGGUGUCGGUGACCUUUAGCGCAAUUUUUGUUUUAGGAAGCCAGUAAACUGUUGCUUUAGAAGUCCACAGCCAGCCAGGACUUUCUAGAUAAAAUGCUAUCAGUUCACCUUUAAAGAUAUUAAAAAAAAAAAAAGAUACCUUUGAAAUCCACCCAAUGUUUAUUUAAAGCAACUUGGAAAUUUACACCUUAGUGAUCUACCUUCCAGCCCUAAUUUGUGAGGUUGCAACUCUCACUGUAUUCUGCAUGUGCGUGUAACCUGUUGUGAGCAAUCCUAUACAAAACUUCUGAUGGUUUAUUACAGUAAUCGCAGUUAAUUCUGUUCUUGGUUAUAUAAAACUGCAUUUCCUGAAUUUGGUUAAAAACUAAGGAUGAUGGAUUGCAAAACAGUUCUUUAAACUAGUUUAUAUGCUUUAGAUGUUUUGCCUUCUUGAAUUUCCUUCAUCACACAGGUAGAUGCUGUGGCGCAGACCCCGCUAUGUUACCACACACCUGCUGUUUCCUCUUGAGUGUACCACUGCCUUCCCUUUCUAGCUCCUGAGAAUGUUUACUCAGUUUAGUGUCUUGUGUUUAUAUAAUAUACCAACAGGAAUGGUAGUUACACUGUCUUGAAAUUUAAUCAGUCCAUUUGUUUGUAAUCAAGAGCAUAUCAGAAAUCUGUAGGUCCCAGGUAAUAAAUACUCCCAAACAUCCCAGUUUUACUGUUGAAGUCCAUCAUAUCAUUCUUAAACUUAAGCUUCUGGGGGUGGGGGGAUUAGGUUAUACCUGAUAAGAUCAAAAUUCCUUAGUUUAAUGAACUUGACUGUCAUACCUCUAUUUAGUAAUUGUGAGCAUAAGAUUCAGAGUAGGAAUAUUGGAAAUUUUGGCGCUCUUUGAGAAUAAAUAGGCAUAUAAUGCCCACUUGGGUUUUUACCAAAAGUAAAGGAAUAAAUUUAAAUAUAGGCUUGGAAAGCGAGGUAACGAUGCUUUUAUUGCAUUUGUUAUGAUGGUACAUUUGACUGAAGCAGCCUGUCUUUAUUAUGCAAGACUCUUUAAGUGCAGAGCUUCUUUUUUUCUAAUUGCAUUGUAUUUUUUGUUGCUAUUAUAAAGGAAGACAACAAACUGGAAUGUUUUAAGAUGUUAUACAGCAAUUGCUUUUUUGCCUUUCGUAGUUCGGGUAAAAAUGUGUUAGAUCUGUAAUUAGUCUUUUUUUUUAAAGCACUACAUCUAUUUUCACUAAUUGUUAAUUUCUGUUGUUUGAACCCUUUAGUUAAUUCUCUCAUAGAUUUAAGAAAGUAAACAGAUGAUUUUGCACAGUGCACUUCUUAUGUAUAUUUUAACAUAAUCCUUUCACAUCUCUAUCUUACAAUCGGCCUUUUGACUACUUGGUGCCAGCUACAUAAGGAAUAAAGUUGAUUCAUAUCAACAUUUGAAUGCCAGUCCCAAACUAAUCUAUCAGGUUCACUGGUACAUAAAUAUCUAGGAAAUAUUUUUCCAAUCUACAAUUUGGUGGUGCUAUCGUGCAGUAAUUAAUAUUACUCUUGCCAGAGGAGAAAUUAUAUUAACUUCCCUGCUAAUAUCCUUUCCUAGUUAUUUGCUCUUUGCAAAUUAAAAAAAGCAACUGAGAGAAAGGAAAACAUUGUAGAUAUCUAUUUAUAUUUAAAGUUUACGUUUCAUGAAUUAGCUGCAGGAUUCCGGCAUUUUGCAUGCCAUUUCCAUCAGAUCUGACUUCUGGGGAUAAGGACUCAGAAACAUGUGCACAGACUAAUAGUUACUGUGUGAUCUGUUAGGGGUGGGUAACAUACUAUGCAGCGUGGAAUGCUAUUUGAGAUGUAUGAUAUUCAAUUCAUUCACUUGAUUACUUGGGUCUAGUUGCAGCGCAACUGUAUAUAUUGUAUAACCUAAAUCAAUUCUUAUUUUCAUUGUCCUUAAUGCAGUGAUUUAUAAUUAGAGCAUGUUUAUUAAGUCUACUCUUCUUGUUAACUAGUCAUUUGACUAGAAAAAAAUAAAGUACUUUUAAAUGGA